GCUCUACUGAAACCCCACCUCACUUUCGCUUACGGUCGUCUGGAAGUCCAUGGGCUGUGCAUAAAACUUCGUCUCCACUAAAACUUCGGUUUCACUACGGCUACUACCAUUCACUAUUUUUCUUUAAGCUCAAACUCACCCCAAACGGGACAGCUACCGGAUAGUAUUUUUUUUUAUGGCGCCAAGCUUGAAUAACGACAGAUGCAACGAGCAGCCCACUGUCUCCCAUGGAUCUCCCACAAUAUCCGCGCUCAUGUUUUCCGCCGGCGUCCUCGGGAACGUGGUCGCCCUAAUUCUCUUGGAGAUGCGGCGGAGGAAGCAGCCCGCAUCUUUGUUCCAAGUCCUAGUCACGUCUUUGGUCUUCACGGAUUUGCUGGGAACCUUCUCGGUCAGCCCUCUGGUUUUAACCGCGUACCUGAGGAACGAAUCUUUGGUCGGGAUGAGUGAGAACCGAUUGGUUUGCGUACACUUUGGGUACGCGAUGACUUUUUUCAGCCUGGUCACUCUCGCCAUUCUUCUCUCCAUGGCGGUGGAGCGCUGGCUCUCCAUCGGACACCCUUACUUUUACGAGAAGCGCUUGAGUAAACGAUGCGGGUACAUCGCCGUCGCGCUCAUAUACCUGCUGGGCGCUCUUUUCAGCGCCACACCUUUCCUCGGUUUUGGGGAGUUUAUUCAGCACUGUCCCGGGACCUGGUGCUUUAUCGACAUGCACCCGUCUGCGAACAGGCACGUGGUGUUCAAUAUCAUCUACGCGUCAUGUUUGCUCGUCAUGAUAGUGUGUACGGUUCUGUGCAACGUCUCCGUGAUCUAUCACCUUUUGCUCAUGUACCGAAGAAGCAAGGCGCGGCGGAGCUCGGUCCGUCGGCAGCGGGGACACAGGAGACACCGGUCCAUCGCGAAGGAGGUUGAACAUCUUGUGCUGCUCGGGUUCAUGACAAUAACGUUCGUCAUCUGCUUUCUUCCUCUUGUGAUUCAAGUGUACAUCAACACUUGUUGCAACCAACCUCAUCACAAAAGCGAUCGCAUAAUCCUCCUUUUAGUGUCGGCCAACCCCAUCAUAGACCCCUUGGUCUUCAUCAUCCUCAGCCCCCCAGUACCUCGUCUGCUCUGGGACAAGAUGUGCAAGACCGCAAAGUUCAAACCCACGCAGGAGAAGGUCCACAGCAUCCAUCCAGUCCUGUAUCAGUCAAAGCCACCCGAAGAUCCAGAGGGAAGCAGUGUGAUGAAAGUCUACACCGGAGUUCCUGGAACUGCUGGCUCCUGAUCUCUAAAACUCAAAAAAAAAACUCUUUUUUUGCUUGUGGGAAAGAUUGUGGAGUGAUCGCUCACUCGCAUAAUGAAAAUAGCAGAGGAUGAAGAUCCACGUCGAUGGAUAACCGAGCAGAUGGAUGUAGGACCUGAGGAUGAAGCGUCUAUAAUAUAAUGGAGAAUAUAAAAAGAGUACACUUAAACUUAUUUAUUGCCUUUAUUUAUGGAGAGUAGAACAUUUUUGUACGCCGGAAGGAAAACAAGUGUUUAUUUAUCAGGAGGAAAUCUAAUGGUAAAUAUAAAUAAACAUUUACAGGCCGAAAUGAAGAGCUGUGCUUCCUGUUUCAACUGCGUGGGGAAUGCGGUUCUUGUGUGACUUCAUGCUUCAUCGUUUUUUUUUUUUCUACGUUCCGUUGCAAAUGUAUGCAGGACUGAAUCGUGUCCUAGCAAGUCGGUUUCAUUGUGAAAGAGCUGAACAGCUUGACGGAAGACAGUCGUUUGGAGGGAAGGUUAAGCGGGCUAAACUGAGGAAAUAAAGGUUUUUCCUUGAAGGAACUGCUUUGGAUCAGUCUCCUGAUAUUGCGGUUGCAAGAUGGUUUUAAAACGAUCUUGAAGUAUUGAUAAAAUUACCAUCAAGCGAAACACAACCGACAAGUACAUGUCUCUGCGGUUUCCAAAAGAAAUGGCAGUAAAAACAAAAAUGUACAGUUUUGAUAAAAGCGUCGUUUCACACAAUUCCCUGAAGAAUAUCAUGUUAUGACUUCAAAGCGAUAUUAAUAUGCUGGGUUGUUUGAAAACCGAUGCUUUUGAACCGGUUUGUUCUGCAGCUCACAGAGCACGGUUCAGUUCUGCGUAAAAGGAAGUUGAAACGACACGGCGGCAUCGAAAAAUGUGUUUUUAUAUCAGUUUUGCAUUUGAUAACACUGUUGUGCUGUUUAGGGGUGGAUUUGGUGUAGGGCACAUUUACAACAUUAACCUCUAGAUACAAUCCACGGAUAUUCGCAUUCUUAAGUUUAGAUGUAUUCACGGUAGGAAAAUUAAAAAACACCUUCAUGGAACGUGAUUACUUUUAUUUUUUUAAUAAUUUUGACCCAUACAAUGUAUUUUUGGAUAUUGCUACAAACAUACCCUUAAGUAUACCUACUUCUGACUGGUUUUGUGGUCAAGGGUCACAAAUGGAAAAAUAAAUAAAUUGGCUCCAAUGUUGUGUGGUUCCUCGACGUA
This is a messenger RNA of Puntigrus tetrazona (Sumatra barb), 2472 nucleotides long. RefSeq names its product prostaglandin E receptor 2b (subtype EP2) (gene ptger2b). The record is from RefSeq and is a predicted model, not a curated record. Gene Ontology annotation, molecular function: prostaglandin E receptor activity. Gene Ontology annotation, biological process: inflammatory response; cellular response to prostaglandin E stimulus; adenylate cyclase-activating G protein-coupled receptor signaling pathway. The transcript is spliced from 2 exons. The coding region runs from base 176 to 1264 and encodes 362 amino acids. Lineage: Eukaryota; Metazoa; Chordata; Actinopteri; Cypriniformes; Cyprinidae. Gene Ontology annotation, cellular component: plasma membrane.